This is a messenger RNA of Ogataea philodendri, 321 nucleotides long. RefSeq lists its product as uncharacterized. Gene Ontology annotation, biological process: L-threonine biosynthetic process. Gene Ontology annotation, molecular function: threonine synthase activity. The annotation marks the transcript as partial. The transcript has a single exon. Lineage: Eukaryota; Fungi; Ascomycota; Pichiomycetes; Pichiales; Pichiaceae. The record is from RefSeq and is a predicted model, not a curated record.
UGUUGAUAAAUCUAUCAUCGAGGGUGCUCUACAGGAUUUUGCAUCUGAAAGAGUUUCUAAUGAGGAAACUAUUCAAACUAUCAAGAAAAUGUAUGAAAUUUCCCAAAAUCCAAAGAAGUAUGUCUUGGAUCCUCAUACAGCCGUUGGUGUUUGUGCCACCGAAAGAUUGAUCAAGAAAGAUAACGAUAAGGAGAUUCAAUAUGUUUCCCUGUCAACAGCCCACCCAGCCAAGUUUGCCGAAGCUGUUAACCAAGCUUUGUCCUCCUUUGAUGGCUACUCAUUCGAAUCUGACGUUCUGCCAGCUGAAUUGAAGAGAUUGUC